Messenger RNA from Trichoderma asperellum CBS 433.97, 219 nucleotides. RefSeq lists its product as uncharacterized. The record is from RefSeq and is a predicted model, not a curated record. NCBI's taxonomy places the organism in Eukaryota, Fungi, Ascomycota, Sordariomycetes, Hypocreales, Hypocreaceae.
AUGGAGACCGCCAAGCAAGCUUUCAACUACGUCGCUGAGACCGUUCAGGGCGCUGCCUCUGGUGCUAGCAAGGAGACCAACAAGGAGAUUGCCAAGAACGACAAUGUCAAUGUUUCCACUCGUCUUUCCGCAGCCAAGGAUGCCGUCGGCGACAAAAUUGACGAAUCAACGCACAAUGGCAAGGCCGAAGCUCACAAGCAGCUGGCUGAAAACAACUAA